AUGCUUCUCCGAGUCGGCUUCUUAGCCCUUGUCGCCGUGGCUUCUGUGGCGUGGGCUGUCGACACUGACAAGAACCCUGACCUCGUCGCUAAGCUUCGCGUGGCCAACACCAAUCUCGACCGCAUGAAGCUGCUCCCCAAUGACACAGACUGGUUCUUUGAUUUCACCAAGCAGGACAAGUACACCUUCUCGCCCGGGGGAGUGGUCAAUGCCAAUGCUGCUUCGUUCCCAGCGACUGCUGGACACGGCAUGACAAUGGCAAUACUCAACCUGGGCCCCUGCUCCAUGCUCCCACCGCACAUCCACCCGCGAGCCACCAACUUUGUCGUCGCCAUCUCCGGGACCACGCAAACCUACAUGGUCGCGGAGAACGGCGCGCGCACCGUGACCGAGACCCUCCGCCCGGGCCAGAUGACGAUCUUCCCGCAGGCGUCGGUCCACACGAUGAUGAACAUGGGCUGCGACAACGCGCAGCUGGUCUCGGCCCUCAACUCCGACGACUCGGGCACCACCAACCUGGCCAACACCUUCUUCUCGUUCCCGCAGAACAUCACCGGCACCGUCAUCGGAGGCGGCCUAAACGCCCAGGACAUCUUGGGCCGCGUGCCCGCCGUCGGGACGGGCAGCAACGCCGGGCCGCAGGCUUGCAUCGCCGCGUGCGCGAAGAAGGGGAAGAUGGUCAAGCGAGAGUGGUAG
Cladophialophora immunda is the source of this 696-nucleotide messenger RNA. RefSeq lists its product as uncharacterized. Gene Ontology annotation, cellular component: cell wall. Lineage: Eukaryota; Fungi; Ascomycota; Eurotiomycetes; Chaetothyriales; Herpotrichiellaceae. Gene Ontology annotation, molecular function: manganese ion binding. The coding region runs from base 1 to 696 and encodes 231 amino acids. The record is from RefSeq and is a predicted model, not a curated record. The transcript is spliced from 2 exons.